CCCUCGUCCCAAGAGCUUCUUGCAGAGAUCGCUGUUCGUUGCGGUUGCCUGCUAUUUAUUUCACCAUGGCCUGUGACACUCCUCUUCUUCUCCUACAUCACCUUGCCUUGUGCCUUUUAGAACCACAUAUCCCCUGAUCAACCAUCAUGCCUCCAUUACCGGGGGAAGAACGCCUGUUGACAGUUUUUGCGGAUAUUCAUUACUACUUCACUGACCCAACCCCCAAACCACUGCAGCAUCGGUUUGAUAAAGGCUCAUAUCUCUAUCUCUAUCACAAUGCGACUCAGCGUAAGACCAGGCUUGAAGUAGCAAACCAUCCUGGCUCGCCAGAACAGGAUGCGUUCAAUGGAGGUCUGGACAAUGUUCACUUUCUCCAUUCCACCAACUUCCCCACCCUGUGUACUUUGACUGUGGAGAGAGAGACACGGGACCAGCACCAGCAGGCCUUUCCGCCUCCUCCAGGCGCCACAAGUGCCUGUGAGUGGCAGUUGCCGAGCGGUGAUCCGCGCGACGGAUCCAGGGCCUUGUUGCGCCUCCAUACCCUGGAUAUCUACUUCUGGACCCAAGACGAUGCCACUCAAUUUCUCGAUCUGGUCGAGGUGUAUCUCCCCCAGACGAAUAUCUCAACGGAUCGACACCCCUACCCGCCUCCCCCGCAGAGCACCGUCAACCCGGUUGUGCAACAAUUGGAGAAUAUAGCCAUCUCCGAUCCCGCCUACCAGCAUGGACAUACCCGGGGACCUGGCGGAGAAAGUGUUUCCUCGACGCCCGCGUCCACCUUCCAGACAGCCGCUGCUCCCAGCGCUCUUCCACUCCCUCCCCCGCCUCCGCUCGGGGGACCAUCCCCUCCAACCCAGCAGACAGCGGCUGUACCUCAGCCUCCUGCAGAGGCGCAAAGAGACUCCCCCCAGUGUGCACCUUUGCCCUACAAUCCCGCAGCACCAGCUGCACCCGAGCCCAUCCAACAUCGCGAGAAAACGCCACCUCCAGUUGACGCAGGGGGUGGCACGGGGUUAGCUACAGCGGCGGUCGCCGACAAUGGUGUUCCACAUUCGCCUCCACCUCAUCUCACCGGCGCCGUACCAGCAGGCUAUGCACCUCCUCCACCCAGCGCAGGUCUGCCCUACAACAGCAUGCCCGGAGGCUACGUCUCACCACCCCCCAGCGCCGGACUACCCCCAAGUACCGGGUUCCCGCCAGCCCCAGGCCCGACCCACUCCGCCUCUCUAUCCUCCCGAUCGUCCGUGCAAAGCCCGCCAGGCGUCCCAUCCUACGCGCCAUCAUUCCUCACAGGCAGCACAGGCAGCCCCCAACCAGCAGCGCCCACCCCACCGGGCCCAAUGUCCUUUGCCCCUCCCCCCAGAGACCCAAACGCACACCUAUACAGCCAACCCCAACAGUCCCCGGGUCUCUACGCCCCCGCACCCCCACCACCACCCACCCAAGCCCAAGUCCAACAACCCGUAUCGUCCCCACCCCCAGUCGGCGGCUACUCAAACUACACCUACGACUCAACCCCGCAGAGACAACAAUCCUUCGGCAGCGACUACGACAUCCACAACCAACUCUACCGUCCCACCGAAGCCGAAGCUGGCACCAAACACCAGAAAUACGCCCAGAAGGCAGUGCAGAACCCGGGCUCGCGCCCGCGCAAGCUGGAGGACGGCGCAAGCCGGGUGGAAGCGGGUGUGAGUCGGCUGUUUAAGAAGUUGGAGAAGAGGCUUUGAUUUGUCGUCGUGGGGAUAGUGUUUAUUUAUAUAUUAUACCCUGGAUCUGUGAUCUGGUAGGGUCGUUGCUUUUUUCAAGUUGUGUUAUCUCGAUUUCUGUCCUCCUUGUAAUAUGAUUGGCGCUUAGGAAUAGGGUAUAGUAUUUACUAGGUAGUAUAUUCAG
Molecule: messenger RNA, 1890 nt
Organism: Aspergillus campestris IBT 28561
Lineage: Eukaryota; Fungi; Ascomycota; Eurotiomycetes; Eurotiales; Aspergillaceae
Exons: 3
Coding region: 147-1727 (526 amino acids)
Source: RefSeq, a predicted model, not a curated record